Messenger RNA from Alligator sinensis (Chinese alligator), 1004 nucleotides. Its product is annotated as Ig heavy chain Mem5-like. The coding region runs from base 58 to 951 and encodes 297 amino acids. Gene Ontology annotation, biological process: response to bacterium. Lineage: Eukaryota; Metazoa; Chordata; Crocodylia; Alligatoridae. The record is from RefSeq and is a predicted model, not a curated record. The transcript has 6 exons.
AAAAGAGACCCAUCGAGCAGCCUCACAGCAUCCUCCCAGCGCUGAAGAGACCACAUCAUGUCCUGCCCCUGGGCUGGGAUCCUGCUCCUCGCCCUGCAGGUGGCUGCUUCCCAGGAGCAGCAGUGGCUGCAGCAAAACCCAGCAGAGAUCUGGACGACCUCAGGACAGACUGUGCAGAUGGACUGCACUGUUUUGUAUGAAGACUAUCUUGUAUCCUGGUACAAAGAGCGUCAGGACAGCAGUCUGCAGUGGGUUGCCCAGACUGGUAAAUCUGUACCUGCAAAAGGAAGAUACUCAAGUAAAGUGAGCAGUGCAGGGAAAACAGUUUCUCUAGUCAUCAGGGAUCUGCAGGAGGAGGAUUCUGGGCUCUAUUACUGUGCUGUUGAUGUCUAUGCAUAUGCUGGCUUUGGGAAUGGGACCAGGUUGAUCAUCUCUGAUGCCGCCCAACCCAGCCUUGCCAUCAUGGCACCUUCCCCCAAGGAGGAAACCGAGAUCCCAGACCCCGUCCCCCUGCUCUGCCUGCUCUCCCCACAGGCUCGGGGUUGGGGGGCACCGCUCUGGGACCUCGGGGAGGGGUCUCCAGGACAGGCAGAUGCAGGAGCCCAGGAUGGUGAAGGUGCAUGGAGCCUGACAACAGUCCCCAAAGAGAAGUGGGACACGGGGACGUGCUGCACCUGCACCGCCAGACAGGAGGGAACAAGGAGAAACAUCAGCGCUGCCAUGCCCAAGGGCCUGGGCACCAUGUCAGUGGGGCCCUGCUGGGUUGUGCACUGGGUGGGGCUGCCCUGCGUCUGCCUCCUCCUGCUGAUCCAGGGCCUCAUCCUGCUCUCCACCAAAUGCCCCCACACAGCAGGGAGAGCGGCAGCAACGAAGAAAGACGUGCACCUGAGGCAGAGCCCGGAGACAGAAUAUGCAGUUGUGAGCCAUGGCAGCAGAAAUGUUCCUGUGUGACUGAUGUAUUCACAUGUUCAGCCUUAAAAUAAAAACUCUGGGAGCAUGCGUGU